AUGGCUCAGCCGCCGUCGCCGCCGCCGCCGUCCUGUUCCUUGUCCUGUCUGGAGGGGUCCAGCCCCCCGUCUCCUUACCUCCACAGCUUGCCCUCCUGGGUGCUGGAGGACUUUUGCCAGAAGAUGGACUGCCUCAACGAGUACGACUGGAUGCGCUUUGCAUCUCAUGUGAUAACUGACCAGACUGAGCUGAGAAAAAUCAAAUGCAUGGAAAAAGCAGGAAUUAGUAUAACAAGAGAACUAAUGUGGUGGUGGGGAGUGCGGCUUGCAACGGUCCAACAAUUGUUGGAACUUCUGCAGGAAUUGGAGUUCUACAGAGCAGCACAAGUGAUUGCAGAUUGGAAAUCACACAAUCAUGAUUCUACCAGGCCUCUUUUGAAGCCCCCGGAACAGGAGAAGGAAUUGCCACAUCCAAGUGGGAAGGAAAAUAAAGAGAAAAUAGGAAAUGGGAUGAAAGCAUCACCAUCAUUGCCAAACCUGACAGAGAUGCAUAGAAGACAGAAUGAUCCUUUUUUAAAAGUAGAUUCACACAUACCUCCUUUAUCUCUACCGCCAACUUCUAUGGAUCUCCCACAUUCUUUACAUUCAAAUUUCUCAGAUUUCUCAAAUGGAAAGCUCUAUAGUUCAUCCAUUCCUCAGGAGAAAGCUUCUCCUAAUCAUGACACUGCAAGCCUUUUGUGGAUGCCAAGGGAAGUGGAAAUUGCCACUAGCGGCUUCAGUGAAAAAAACCAAAUUAGUGAAAGCGUCUUUGCUACUACUUACAGAGCUCAGAGAGAUAAUGCUCACUAUGUUGUUAAAAAACUAAAAGAGAAUGAGGCACAAGUAUUUUUUCGUACAGAAUUGCAAAUCUGCUUUCGAUGUUGCCAUCCUAAUAUUCUACAGUUGUUGGGUUUAUGUGUGGAAAGUGGACUUCACUCCUUGAUUUACCCCUACAUGGAAAAUGGAUCGUUACUGGACAGGCUACAGUGUCAGGAUAAUUCUGAAGCAUUAACUUGGGAGAAACGCACCAGAAUAUCUUUGGGAUUAAUUAAAGCCAUUCAGCAUUUACAUCAGUUUGGAAUUAUUCAUGGAAAUAUAAAAAGUUCCAAUGUUUUGCUAGAUGCAAACUUUGUACCACAACUUGGACAUUCUGGUCUUAGGCUUCAUCCUGUGGAAAAGAAAUCAGAAUAUACUGUGAUAAAAACCAAGGUCUUGCAAGCUUCACUAGCUUAUUUCCCAGAAGAUUUCGUCAGACAUGGGCAGUUAACUGAAAAAGUGGACAUAUUUGCUUGUGGAAUUAUUUUAGCAGAAAUACUGACUGGCAUGAAAGCAGUGGAUGAAAGAAGAAAUCCUAUUUUUCUGAAGGAUGCCUUGCUUGAAGAACUCAGAAUGGCAAAAGAAUUGUCUUGUACUAAGGAGAAAAACUUUGAAAAUCUUGCUGCCAUACAAAUAUGUCACAAAUACCAAGAUAAGCAAACUGUUUGUUUGACAGAAACAGUCUCUUUAUGCUUGGCCACGUCUAUCUGCAUUUGCCUGCGGAAAAAGAAUGCAAACACGAUAGAGGUGAGUGAAAUGAUAGAAAUUGCAGAUCGUCAAACAAGAUCUCAGAACAUGUCAGAAAGAAGCAGAAAUCUUGGACUCUUCAUCAAUAUUCCAGAAGAAACCAAUGAUGAACCAGCUAGUCCCUUCAAUGUUGACUUCUAUGGUCAUAACCACAAAGGCUCUGCCAAUUCUGGAUCUCUAAACUGUGCCACUACAUUACCACCUUGUAUAAAAGUUUUGCCUCCUGAAACAUACUCUGAGCAGAAUUUACGGGUACCUUGUGAAUCUGAUGAAUCCUGUAACUUUUCGUGGGAACCUGUAGAACACGCUUCCUGCUGUACACCAACCAAACACAGUCUGGAGUCAGAAAAUGUUUCUUGCACUAAACCUCUGAUGUCCACAGCAAAAAGUACAGACUCUGAUAGAAAAACAAAUCAAGAGCAGGGAACAAAUGAUGGCGCUGCUUGUUCCUCACAAGCUUUAAUGAAAGAAAUAAACAUCAAUGAUAAAAAGAAGCAGCUAAUGAAAAAAAUAGCAUUAUAUGAUGAAAAUAAGAUAAACAGUUAUGACCUCUUUGAAUCUUCAAUAUAAAUACAUUUCUAUCAGUUAUGACUUCAGAAGAUGGAGCAUUUCUUCACCAGCAAAAUCCAUUUUUAUAGUACUGUUAUACUUGUUAUAUAUACAA
Messenger RNA from Protobothrops mucrosquamatus (brown spotted pit viper), 2206 nucleotides. It is a transcript of the gene IRAK2, whose product is annotated as interleukin 1 receptor associated kinase 2. NCBI's taxonomy places the organism in Eukaryota, Metazoa, Chordata, Lepidosauria, Squamata, Viperidae. The record is from RefSeq and is a predicted model, not a curated record. Gene Ontology annotation, molecular function: protein binding; protein kinase activity; ATP binding. Gene Ontology annotation, cellular component: plasma membrane. The transcript is spliced from 13 exons. Bases 1 to 2112 code for a protein of 703 amino acids. Gene Ontology annotation, biological process: protein phosphorylation; signal transduction.